Messenger RNA from Paralichthys olivaceus (Japanese flounder), 3274 nucleotides. Lineage: Eukaryota; Metazoa; Chordata; Actinopteri; Pleuronectiformes; Paralichthyidae. The record is from RefSeq and is a predicted model, not a curated record.
UGAUAUCAAUCCAAUCUUCACUGGUCUGGGAUGUUCUGAAUGCUUUAAAGGAUUUUGACUCACAUCCUCAAACUUAUCACAGACGGCCUCAUCAAGAGCAGCCACCAGAGAAAAGUAGACUCUGUCGCUCAGGAUGUACUGUCAGGAAAAUACAGUCAUCCAGUUCAAACCCGACCACAAAAACCCACCUCAGCUCUGCGCUGCACGCACCCACAGACAGCACGACAGAAGUAGCUCUUCAUACAUGACUGCAACACAGAUGUAAACACAAUUUAUUUCAUUGGUGUUUCUAUAAUCAUCCAGUGGGGGAUCGAACACAGACUCACGUCCACUCACACUCAACGUGAAGCCAGACAACAGCCGUCAGAGGUAGGAAGAAGGCGGGAUCAGAGGGUGGCUGAAGCUCCGUCCAUGGAUUGACUGAUGGAUUGAAGACUUACGUGCUGACCGUGCGUGGCGGCAAUAAAAGCAACUGAUGGUUUUCAGUCUGGAAGGCAAAUCUAUAUAGUUUAGAGCAAGAAAAAAGCUGCACAUUCUGCAGGAAAGUGGAGCAAAGGAAGAGGAAAUCAAGAAUUAUCAGUCGCCUUCAUGAGAGAGAUUUAAAAGACUUUAGCUGCAUCUGGAACAUGUUAGUUACUCUGAAACACAUAUAAAGACAAACGCUCACAGGACGCCAAGCUGGGCAGCCCAGAGGAACCUCUGUGGCUUCACCACCAUGAUGGAGAAGCUGAACCCCGCGACUCCACCCACCUCACCCCCCGACCUACUUCGCCCCUCUUCCUCCUCCCCCUCUUCUUCUGCCUCCUCGCCAACCUGUGUGUCCGUGGAGCAGCACAGCUCCUCAGAGAACCAGACUUCAGUUAUCAGCAGCCCAUGUCCUGCUGAGAAGACAGGGCCCAAGGGACACACAGAUGUCCCCAACACUGUCUCCAUCCAGUCUUCCAUCACUACAACAACAGCGUUGACCAAUCACUGCAAGGAUAAAGCUGCUGAACGUGAGCUCAUCAUUAUGGAGACAAAGCAAGAGCAGGAGGAGAGGCAAGAAGGAGGAAAGAGCACAACGGCCCCUGCUGCCACCUUCAACAGGUCCCCAACUCUUUCUUCUCCACCUCCGCUCCUCCCCGCUCCGGCAAAGACAUCACCGUGUCCAAUCCCACCUCCAGCCUCCGUAUCAUCAUCCUCAUCAUCCUCUCCUCUUCCUCCCCACAUUCCGGUCAUUAGUCUUGGUCACAGCAAGCCGCCUCGGCCGCUGCCCAACACCCCUCUGACCGCCCUCCAUCCUAUCCCCAGCCUUCUACAUAGGCCUCAUGGGGACAUUCGCCGUGGCCAGCAGACCUGUUUGACUGUGGCGUGCACCGGAGGCCCUGCAAUUUCUGGAGGUCCCUCAGCUCACUCCCCAGGGCCCUUGCUGCCUCAGCAGUACCUGCCUGCACACCCGUUCUUCAGCAGCUCGUACCUGGGUCACUCAGGAGGAAACUAUGGCGUCCUCAGCCAGAGCCGCAUCAAGAGGAGGCCGUCGUCACACUUUGAGAUGGAGAUCACUGACUCAGGCCCCCCUCAGAAAAUAGCACGCCGCGUCUUCACCAACAGUCGUGAGCGCUGGCGGCAGCAGAAUGUGAACGGGGCUUUCUCUGAGCUCAGGAAACUUAUUCCCACUCACCCGCCUGACAAAAAACUCAGCAAGAAUGAAAUCCUGCGUCUGGCUGUAAAGUACAUCAACUUCCUGGUCACUCUGCUCAACGACCAGGCCGAGGACAAGAGCCACGACUCCGCUGAGGAGGAGGCUGAGGACGAAGGUACGGCAGAAGGCUCGGACAGCAAUAAACGUAACUCCCUUUUUCAGUCCCGUGCCAACCUGCCGCCCUCAGCCGUCAUGGCAACAACCCGCAGAGACAGAGACUCAACAGACUCAGUCGCUGCCCUGGCUAGUUCCCCAGUAACAUCCAGUUGCUAUGGCGACACAGACAGUGAAGAAAGCUUUGGGGGCAAGACCUCUUUGGUGACCCAAGGCAUUCUGGGAAAGGUCAAGGGUCAGAUAAGAAUGGUGGCUGCCACAAACGAUGUGCGGUGACACCAAAGAGGUGACAACAGAGAGGGGUGCAGGUGGUGGGAGUUUAAAUGCCUGACAGAGAAAGACAGGACGAUGGUCUCAGAGAGUUUCAGGAGCCGGUGUUGUCACUCCUCACUCACACUCUGCUCGAACAUCAACUCCCAAAUCAUGUGAAUAAGAAGAAGACUCGCUGUUGGCGAAAUUUUCUGUUUUAACCAUCUCUAUAUGGAUUAAUUACAAGGCCCGGUGUUUUCAAAAAGUCUGCAGGAGGCCGCGAGACAUGAAUCAUCCCGGAAGUCAUAUUUUCUCUUUGUUAUUUUCCAAAAUGAUGAGACAGUGUUCUGUGGCAAACAUUACACCACAGUGUCAAACCACUGAAAUUCAUUAUGUGGAUGAUUUGUGAACAGAAUCCUGGAAAUAUAGUUACAUAAUAUUUCAGGAUGGGUUAAUGUCCUAAUGUGUUUUAAUAAUAAAAAAUCUAGUAAUCAGGAUCUUGAAACCCUGAUCUCUUGACUCAUGACAAUGUAGAAACUUUUAAAAUAUAUGGGAUGAAUAUCAAGCCAUACUGCCAAACUGUGCAUGUUGUAAACUUAACUCUAAGAUUUGUCCUUGUCCAGACCUGUACAUGCACCCCUGUUCAGACCACCAUGUACAAGGUUUCAAACCAGGAAAACAAACUGAUGUACUUGGAGAACAAGGACAAAUUUUAAACUCUGAAAAUGUGUUGGAGAAACUCUGUAAAAAGAGAACUGCAGUUUUGAAAAAGGAAAACUCAAAUAUGAAAUAAUGUUGGCAGAGAUUAGAACAUUGUGCAACCUUUUAAAAUCUUUGUUUUCAGUUUCAUAAAAUGUCAUGAUAUAUAUCCCAUAAAAAGAGGGUUAUAAGAUUUUCAGUGAAAAUGCAGCCUCAGAAGUUUAUAUGUAAAUAACCAGCAUCUCCUCUGUUGUUCGUGUGUAGAAAUCCACGACUCGCAUUCCUGCAUUUCAGAGUUGCAGUUUUUGACGCUCCUGCUGUCGUUACUGUCAGAGAAGCAGGGCCGAUGAUCCUGCCCUGAGAUUGUGACACACUUGUACCAGACCGAAAUAAAGUGUGUCUUAGUUUGCUGUUCCUUAUUUGACAUCCUCUUACUGCGUUCUCUUCGUCAGCACGAUUUCGCAACAGCAUCCAAAUGUUUUGCUGCUUUCAGUUCAUUGAAUGAACGUGUGUUCUCAAAUGUUCAGCUCA